This is a messenger RNA of Cuscuta campestris, 1550 nucleotides long. NCBI's taxonomy places the organism in Eukaryota, Viridiplantae, Streptophyta, Magnoliopsida, Solanales, Convolvulaceae. The record is from the annotation of a GenBank genome assembly.
CAACUAGGAACGCUGGCCCCCGCAAAAGCUUGCACCGGUUUUCAUGGUCGACGGCCGUCGGGGAUCGUCGCAAGAACAGAAAACCACGAUGCUCCGCAGAUCAUCCAACCUCUAUAUCUUCCUCUUCCUUCACUACCAAACUCUAAACCUAACGCUAACUUCCUGCGCCAUCUCUUCUACGCCACCGCCGCUCAACGUUUCCCACUAUCUCUACCCCAGAUCCACCUUCGUCCUAUUCUCUCAACCUCCGGCUUCUACUUCUAAGCCUUCUCUCUUCUUAAAGGCUAUAUUGGAAUCGAUUGCGAAGAGGGAGGGAUGGGACUUGGAGGGCCUCAGGGUUUCGAAACUGAAUGCUAAGAGAGCCAUGUAUGGCAGUGUGAGGAAUAAAGAGUUUGGGGCUAGGUUGGGGAAGACUGAAAUCGUCUUCAAGGUGUUCGAUCAAGUGCCCAAGUGGACCAAGUUUGAGUCUUUGGGGAAGAGGAAUUGGUCUGAUUUUGAGUGUCUGGUUAAAGAGGCUGGAUCCAAUGCGGUUCUUGAUGGAUUUAAGAUUGAAGGUCCCUUGGAAUUGUAUGCUGCUGGAGAUGAUGAUAAUUUCACACUUAAUUUGCCGUCAAACACUUCAGUUCCUGGCUUGAAACAAAUACUUGUAAGUGAAGGCAUGACAUUAGAAGUGGAAGGUGCUGAAGAAAUAACUGUGUUCCAUACUCCGGCUCCAAACGGCCCACCAUAUGGGAAUGCUUUCACUGAUUUGAGGAGCAAGUUACACUCGUGUUUAUCGUCACUCCCUAUCCAUGUUAGAGGGCCUGCAUUUGUAACUGUCUACAGGACUCAUAACCCCAAUUCAACUAUAGAAACCAAUUUUUUAUCUGGAGACACGAUUGAGUUGCUUCCAGACAAGUGUUAUACAGGAAAUGUGCACAGAAAACAGAGUUCUGUGUUUGAUUCUCUUAGCCGGGGUGCAACAUUACUGGAAAAGGCUGUGAAGAGCUUUUUUGGUGGUAGAAACGACAGAAAAACAGGGUUUGGCCUGAAAAUCAGAAUCAAACCGUCCAUUGUUGUUCGGUUCCAGAUGGAAUUGGAGAGAAAUAUCACCGGUAAUGACACUCAGUGGAGUACGUUAGGUGAGUGGAGGACAAGGCCGAACGCUGAACGUGUUUGGUUCGAGGUGGUGGCUGGAAUCAGGGAAGGGUGGUUAUUGAAGCCACUAACAGUGAGGAAAUUCCGGCCUUAUGCCGAAGUAGAUUCGCUGUCAUGGAGCAGUUUGAUGUCAAAUCUUUCCUUCACAAAGUUUCCGUCUGUCAUUGUUCCUCCAGAGCAUCUGACACUGGAUGUCAAGUGGUGAAAAAAAAGGUUAGAAUACUUUCCUUUUUUGGAUUCCCCACAUUGUAGAAGUUUCACAUAGUUUACUUUCCCCUGUGAAAUGCUGCAAAAGUUGACUUGUACAAAUAUAGACUCUUGUAAAUGGAGUAAGAAAUAGCAAGACGCAUCUUUUCUUUUUAGCUAUGGAAAAGUGUAUUAGACUUGCAGUUGAUUAAAGAUGUCACUUUUAG